AUGUCUCAGGCCUCGAGGCACCGAUCUCUGACGCCUUCCAUCGAGAUCCAGCACCUGACAGACCCCCUCCUCUCUGUCCAUCGACGGUUCAAAUCCCGCAGCUACAGUUCUGCCGAGGAGCCCACCAUCACUGCCAACAAGUCAAGAUCCAGCUCUUCAACGCCUUCUGUCAAGACGAUUGUUUCUGACAAUACGCCUCUCCUGAACGCAGCCGUUCCAGACGCGCCCUCCGUUCCCACCGCUGAAACACCUCCAAACCCGGUCGGCACCAAACGUCAAAUGUUUGCGCACUAUUUCAAUCUCCACAGAGCUGGCUCUGGUCAGCCAGACGUAUCUGGAACAGAAACAGUGGCAGGCGACUUUGACAACACACCCACCGCGAGUACCCGCCCAUCAUUUGAGGAGACAGUUGUUCUGGCCCCAGGAAAAGGCAUGGCCUCGACCCUAUCCUCCGCUUCAAAAUCCGCCGCUGGCCAUCGACAUGCUCUGCUCAAGACCCAGCCCGGCCGGACCAUGGAGGUAGACCGACAUCUCCCUGUUCCUCCUGUUCUGAGUCGAGAACCCUCUACCGAUACGGUUCCGUUCUUGCGUGCGCAUUCGCCUGAAACGUCCGAAGCGACACCCUUGGUAGCAGACGAUGGAGUACGCUCGCUCCGAGCUACAGAAUCACCGUCGCCUGACCGGAUCCCUACAGGGCCUCCCAGAAACCCAUACGACCUACAGGAGCGGAUAGGCAUCGACCCAGCACUCCACACUACAGAAUCCCACAGCAAGGUGCAUCAUCCCGGGCUUCUGAAGGGUGCAGACUUUUGCGACGCCGGCACAUCGGGACAGCUCGCUCAACAGACAUCGCUCCCGCCCACAGGCUCGGGAAUAGUGUCGUCUACAUCUUCAGAACCUGAGAUCUUGUUGGUUCAGGUACAGCGCACCCUGACCGGGGAUGACUUUUGCCCUACAACCAUACCCAUAGAAAUCCCAAAGCACGCUGAGCACAGCCGUGCCACAAAGGUACGGCCAGCUGCUGACCUCAAGCCCUUCUAUCAUCACGAGAAUCUCAACCAGGGGCAGCAAAGCCACCCGGCUGUGUCAAAAGUUGCUCCCUUUGAUGCCUCGAAAGAGGAAGAGCACGUUUCUGACGCCCAGACCUUUGUGGAGACUUCUAGCGGUGAAGACGUCCCAAACGUGCAAACUGCUCUUGUUCCGGAAAUCGUCUCACGAACCGUGUCUGUUGCCCCGCCAGACGGACGCGCCGAAGCCACAGCAUAUCACCAACUCGAAGACUCUGGACCACCAAGGGUGCAUGCUCUCGAUUACAGACGCACAGCGAAAUGGCUCCGAGAUUUAUUGCUCAACCGUGACGGAUACAGCGCAGCGUUGACUGAGCGUCCCGAACGAUUCGAAAGUAUGCCACGCGGAAGAGGCAGCAACGAGAACACGGAGCCGCUUCCCACGGCGUCUGCUCGAAGAUCCAUGUCCCCUCGCAGUUUGACACGCGAAUCCACCUUACCUCCAUCGAAAAUCGAACCCGGUGCCUUCAAGCAGGCCGUCAACGAGAUGGAGCGUCUCCUGGAUGAAGCUCUUGCGGUAGCUUGCCAGAUUGUUGAUCAUCAGGAGGCCACGCAGCAAGACUCAGCGAAGUCACCGUUGCUCUCAAACCCCGAGUCUGGUGGGGCUAGGACCACCCCAAACGACGACAUACUUACAAAUCUGGAGACUAUUGACCUGGACGAUCUUGAUGACUUGAAAAAGCGCAAGUACGUACGAGCUGCCACACUGCCGAUGCCGAAUCAUCCCUGCCUACGUGACCUUGUUGGCCACCAGAACUCACAGCCGUCAAUGCGAAAACCGAUGCUGACCCCGACAACGCAAACCGGUUGCGGGAACUGUGUACCCUGCACAGAUGAGGCUUGUUUGAUAUUGCCUGAAAACGAGGUUCGUCGAAUCCCCGUGCGUUCAUCAAGCAUGCCACGAGCAACUCGUCGUCAACAACCCGUGCCCGAACCCUUCCAUACAUGCCCAGGAAUCAACAGACCCGAAGAGUCAUCCGACGGGGCAGAUGUCAUAGAUUUCAUGACCCAAUACGGCACACCGCGCAAGGAAGAUGGGUCGAUCCGCACCAGGUUGGCGAACCGACGGGCAGGAGAGGGGAGCAACGACGGAGAUCUUCCGGACGAUGAUGCUGCAGGCCGCGGAAUACGCCACGGUCGCGGCAUUAGCCUUCGUAACAAAUCUCAUGUCAGUUUGCCUGGCGUCCGAGCUUUCAAUCUGCCAAAGUCACAUCGACGACAACCCAUCGCACGGGACUGGUCACCCGCCCGCAAGCAGUUUGUGGCCAUGGUCGCGUGUACAAGCACUGCACUGACUGGAGUGAUUCUGGGCAUCUACGCCGGUAUCGUCCCUUCCAUCCAGUACUACAUUCUCGACACCACGCACGCAACCGUCUACGGCAAUGUUGGAUACCUCUUCGGUGCUUCUCUGAUGAGUGGCAACCCUCAUCAGGAGGUCGUCGACGAGCACGACGUCAGGAGACACGGAGGAGGACUCGGUGCCUGGCUCGGAAUCUGGACAUGGUGUUGGAUUGGUUCCCUCAGUAUCGGCUUCCUUCUAGGUGCUGCGAUUAUCGACGGUCUUCGGCCUGCAUGGGGCUUCUACCUGAGUAUCAUACUCAUUGUCAUUACCCUCUUGCUGAACACAAUUUGUCCCGAAGUCAGAAGAUCCGCAUUCCGACGAUCUGUUGCAGAAGUCCGGACCGAAACGGCCAUCUCCCGGCGCCUUGCACGAGGGGAGGUCAUGAUGCACAGGAUAAAGACAGGGCCCAAAUGGUGGGGACAGGAGGUCUGGCAUGGCGUACUCCUUUCGCUCGAGAUGCUCUGCCAGCCCGGUUUCGCCGUCAUGGCUAUCUAUGUCGGUUGGAUCUACGCUCAAGUCGUGCUCAUCAUAUUGUUUCUGGGAUCGUUGUCCUCGAGAUUCUACAGGAUGCGGUCGCCAUUCGUCGGCCUCAUGGUUGCUGCCAUCGCCUUGGGAGCGCUCGUGGGGAUUCCGUUCCAGAAAGCCAACAUUUUCUCGCGAGCGCGGCAUCGUGAGCAGAAUACCAGCAGGAUGACCCUUGACAACAAAUUCCUCUGGACAUCUCAUCUCCUCCGCCGUACCAUAUUCGCAAUUGGCCUCCCUCUGGCUGGCCUUAUCUACACCAUGGUUUCGGAGGGCCCCCCGAUGCACCCGAGCGUUCCCGCCAUCAUCGCCGCCCUGAUAGGGUUCCUUUCCUGCCUGGCCAUUUCUGAGUGCAACGGGUUCAUCAUGGAAACUUUUGACACAUCUGACCUGCAGCCAGGAAUGAUUGGACAUCCGCGGGAGGAAUCGGCCACGUCCAAGAAGAGGACAAAUUAUUCCUCAUUCCCCAGAGUCAGUGCUGGCCUUGCCCUGUGCCACACCUUUGCCUUUGUCUUUGCAGCAGGAGCCUCGACUCUUGGCGGCCUCUCUCUGCGAAACCUCGGGCAGCGAGCCGCGACAGGUGUGGUGGCAGGCAUACUGUUCGUCUUGACAUUACUCCUUCUCAUUGGACUCAUCCGAUUCAAGGAGGUCCAAAUCAUUCCAGCGUGCAAGUCUUUUGAGAUGGACCGCUGGACUGAAGUCCGUCGCAAAUCGUUACACCGCCGGGCCUCGUUGCCGGGAGGCACACCCAGAACCGAUGAUGCCGUGGCCGAAGACGAGCCGUGGCGUCCGAUCGUCAUUGGCAAUCCGGUAGCCAAGACGCGCCGUAUGAAUAUCCUCGAACUGGGCCCCAUGACGCGCUGGACCGAGAUUCGACGAAAGAACAAGCUCGUUGACGCCAAUGUCAGCGCUGGUCGAGCAGCGCUUGACGUUGUGCGUGAUGUUCGGGAACUUGUGUCACGAUCACCCAGCCAACGCAGCGUGACCGAGAGUACGCGGCGAGGACAUUUGCACCGCAGCGGCGGUUCCGGCGGCAGCAAUGACGUGGAGCUGGACAAUCUGAGGCGCCAAGCUGCGAACACAUCUGCCAACAGCCACCACAGCUGGACCACGGCAGACCCGUAUGUGGAGCGUGAAUGCGUCCUCGGCCAGACUGUGCGAGAAGAGCAGGAGGAGGAGGAUGAGCCCAGCUACGUAAAGUCGGAUACAAGCGCCGAUGAACUGGCGGUGGAGCAGGACAGCUCACGCAUGCGGACUUCCAAGGUCAGGCCGAUGUACCCAGGGCCACCAAAAGGGAAAGGAAAAGGAGAUUGA
This is a messenger RNA of Verticillium dahliae VdLs.17, 4245 nucleotides long. RefSeq lists its product as uncharacterized. NCBI's taxonomy places the organism in Eukaryota, Fungi, Ascomycota, Sordariomycetes, Glomerellales, Plectosphaerellaceae. The coding region runs from base 1 to 4245 and encodes 1414 amino acids. The record is from RefSeq and is a predicted model, not a curated record. Gene Ontology annotation, molecular function: transmembrane transporter activity. The transcript is spliced from 3 exons. Gene Ontology annotation, biological process: transmembrane transport.